AUGGGAGACCAGUUCAAAAACACCAACUACGUCUUCAACCUCGUUCGUAGCUCAGGAAGACGUGAGAUACUCGAAAGGCAGAUGCGACUGCCCAAGCAGCUCUCCAAGAUACUCAACCUCCUCAAGAAGGAGCAGAAGGCAAUUCCAUUUCUGGCCAAAGUCACCAGGAAGGAGGCACCAAACUACUUCGAAGUGAUUUCAAGGCCAAUGGAUCUGGGGACGAUGACAAAGAAGCUUGGUUUGUACAGGAGCAUGGCCGAGUUCAAGGCCGAUCUCGAUCUCAUCUGGGACAACUGUCUCGCCUACAAUGUGUCAGCAGAAUACUAUAGAGACUGUGCAUUGAGCAUGAGAGAGGUAGCAGAUGGACUCUGUUCAAACAGAUCCAGGGCGUAUCCGAUGGUGCCACGGAUUGUGAUGCCUUCGAGACCACCUUCUGCCACGAGCACGAAGGAUGAGGCAAAGAAGCAUGUUCUGGAACACUUCAGGGCAGUUGGAUUUGAGAAUGCCAAUGUUACGGCAUUAGAGUUGGUUAUGGACGCAUUGAAUAGGAAAAUAAGACAGGGACUGGAAAAGGGUAGUUAG
This is a messenger RNA of Enterospora canceri, 582 nucleotides long. The record is from the annotation of a GenBank genome assembly. NCBI's taxonomy places the organism in Eukaryota, Fungi, Microsporidia, Enterocytozoonidae.